This is a messenger RNA of Drosophila subpulchrella, 1907 nucleotides long. RefSeq names its product organic cation transporter protein. Lineage: Eukaryota; Metazoa; Arthropoda; Insecta; Diptera; Drosophilidae. The transcript has 8 exons. Gene Ontology annotation, molecular function: transmembrane transporter activity. The coding region runs from base 39 to 1799 and encodes 586 amino acids. The record is from RefSeq and is a predicted model, not a curated record. Gene Ontology annotation, biological process: transmembrane transport. Gene Ontology annotation, cellular component: membrane.
CCCGUGUUUAGUGGACACAAGCUCCUGUUUUCUUUUACAUGUCGGCUCCGGCGGCAGCGUCCGUCCUGGACUUUGACGAAAUUCUCGCCGAGAUAGGCGAAUUCGGGAGAUUCCAGCGUCUGAACUAUCUGCUCAUCUGCCUGCCUGUUUUAUUCGCGGCCGCCAACAGCCUGUCGUAUGUUUUUACGGCAGGAUCGCCCACCUAUCGAUGUUAUGUACCCGGCUGCGAUAGUUUAGACAAACCGGAUUAUGGAGCGGAAUGGGUCUCCAUCGCCGUGCCCGGCAGCUGGAGCAAGCGGGGUCACUUCACACCAUCCACCUGCGACAGGUUCAUGGCGAACGGAAGCCGCUCUGUAUCCGAAUCCGAACCUUGGAACCCGUGGCCCUUGCACCAGUGCUCCGCUGAGAAUUUCACUGCGGAGACGGAGAGAUGCCGACAGUUUGUGUACGGCAGUUCGGAGCGCACCAUUGUGCAGCAGUGGGGGCUGCAGUGCCAGGAGAAUCUAUGGAAGCUGGCGUUCGUGGGCACGAUGCACUUUGCUGGCCUGGUGUUGGGAACAGCCCUGUCCGGUUACCUGGCGGACCGAUACGGACGUAAGCAUGUCUUUUUGAUCUGCAUCGUGUUCAUGGCCCUGACGGGAGUGGCGCAGGCGCUGUCCUGGGACUACACCAGUUUCCUGGUCUUCGCCCUGCUGAACGCGGUGGGCACUUCCGGCGUCUACCCGCUGGCCUUCAUCAUCGGCGUGGAGAUGGUAGGGCCGCGGAAGCGCGAAAUGUCCUCCAUCGUGCUCAACUAUUUUUACGCAGUGGGAGAGGCGCUCCUCGGACUGUCAGUUUUCCUGCCCGACUGGCGCCAACUGCAGCUGGCGCUUUCGAUUCCGCCCCUCAUCUGCGUGGGCUACUUCUGGCUGGUGCCGGAGUCAGUCCGGUGGUUGCUGGCCCGCAACCGGCGGGAGCAGGCCGGCGACAUCAUCCGCCGGGCCGCGAAGGUAAAUCGGCGAGACAUAUCCAUGGAGCUGAUGGCCAGCUUCAAGCAGCAGGAGCUGGAGGCGGAAACGGCGCCGGAGUAUGGAGCCGAGGGUGUCCUGGCCGAGCAGAAGGACGAUAAGAUUUGGUUGGCCAUCAAGCAGGUAGCGGGCUCUCGCAUUUUGAUGGCCAGAUACGCAAUUUUGCUUCUUAUUUGGGCUGUCAACGCAAUAGUCUACUAUGGACUUUCGCUGAACGCGACCAGUCUGAGUGGCAACCAGUACCUCAACUUCGCUCUGGUCUGCCUGGUGGAGAUCCCCGGCUACAGUCUCGCCUGGCUGUUCCUGCGGAAACUCGGCCGACGUCUGGCCCUUUCCGGAUCCUUGCUGCUCUGCUCUAUCACGUGUGUAGGCAGCGGUUUCGUAACUCUGGCGCAAGAGGAUUGGAUUCCCUGCCAGACCGGAGUUGAAGGUAGACACUCAUGGAGUUGUGCCAAUUGGCUGGUUGUGACGCUCUUCCUUGUCGGAAAACUGGGCAUCACAUCAUCCUUCGCCGUCAUAUACACCUUUACUGCGGAAAUGAUGCCCACGGUUAUUCGGAGCGGCGGCGUCGGUGUCAUGUCCACAUUUGCACGUUUUGGAGCAAUGCUGGCACCUUUCGUGCCUCUUUUGGCAUCAUAUUACGAGCCGCUGCCCCUGCUGCUAUUCGGGGGCUUAUCGCUGGUAGCUGGACUCCUCUCGCUUUUGCUCCCGGAAACCUUUAACCGGAAGCUGCCGGAUACGGUGGAAGAGGCCAUUGCUUUGGGGAAUCAAAACCCGCCUUUCAGCCGAUGAUUUCAUGGUUAUAUCCACAGUCAAAGAGUACACUGGGCCCGAUUUUUGGUAAAGGACAAUUACGCUGAGCUUUGUAAAUACUCAUAAUAAAGAAUAAUGCCAAAAGAA